GCAUAAAAAUGGCAACUCUAGUAUGUCGUCAUGGAAACCAAAUAAAUUUGUUAUUUUUUGUAUUUUGAUUAAAAAAAAAAAACAAUUAAAGACCGACAUGGUUCGAAUUACAGAAGAAUUGGUGCGAAAGAAAUCAGAACAUAAUGAAAUGCUUAUUGGUACCUUGGAAGAACUGUCCCUGCAUCAGGAGGACAUCGAACGCAUUGAACAUCUUCAGAAUUGGUGUCGAGACUUGAAGAUCCUGCUGCUGCAAUCAAAUCUGAUUGCAAAAAUCGAAAAUCUUUACAAACUGAAACGUUUGGAAUAUCUGAAUUUGGCCUUGAACAAUAUCGAACGUGUGGAAAAUCUACAGCCAUUGGAAUCACUCAAUAAAUUGGAUUUAACUUUGAAUUUCAUUGGUGAAUUGACUUCGAUUGAGUGUCUGACAGAGAAUUACAACUUGAAAACUCUCAUUCUGACGGGUAAUCCAUGUAGUGAUUAUCCCAAUUAUCGGGAGUAUGUUAUUGGGACUCUCACCCAGCUGGAAAGUUUGGAUUGUCAAGAUGUAACGGCCACGCAGAAGUUGCAAGCCAAGCCACAUCUUAGGGAAUAUCGUGCGAUUAUUGUUCAGCGACAGGCCGUCUAUGCUAUGCAACGAGAUGAGCAGAAGAUACGUUUUCUGCAACAGAAGCAGCAGUUGGAAGCAAAAAUGUCUACUAUUGAAGAUGAAAGUGAACGCAUUAAAACAUUUUGGGAUUCCACGAGCGAAAAUUGCCCCGAGAUACGCAUCGAAAUGGCGCGGUAUCAAAAGCAGUGUCGUAACAAGAAAAAUACAGGUGAAACUGAAAAACCAAUUAAAAAGGAACCAACGUUGUUUGCGCCAUGUGGUCGUCCAUACAAUCUCAAUAAACCGGAACUCACAUUCAAAUUGAAGGAUGAAGCUAACGAAUAUAUUCUGGAAUUGGAUGUUUAUAAAUACCUUGAAACAUCUCACCUUAAAGUCGAUGUUGAAAUCAACUACAUUCGAGUUGUGGUAAAAGGAAAAAUAUUUCAAAUCGCACUCAACGAAGAAGUUAAACCAUAUGCGGCCACUGUUCGACGUUCACAAAUUACGGGUCAGUUGGUUAUUACAGCACCGAAAUUAAAUGAAAAUAAACUUUUGGCUUUUAAACCUGAAGGAAAAUCCUUGGACGAAUGCAAUCAAAAGGCGGCAACACGACAACGAGCCACUCUUAAUGGAACCGUUGAUAUAAAGAAUAUUUGCAAUAAACGAAAUAACGAUGAAAUACCAGAUUUAAUUUAGAUUCUUGGCAAUUAAAAAGAUGCAGACGACGUUUUGCACGAAUUGAGACGACUGCACCUUUCGGAACGUAGUUUGGUCAAAACUAUUCUCUUUCGUCUAGGCAGCGUUCGUUUUCAAUUAUAAUUCGAGGUGUUUAUUUAUAAAAUUCCAAUUAAAAUUAUUUUGUUAUUAAUUCAAA
Musca domestica (house fly) is the source of this 1460-nucleotide messenger RNA. RefSeq names its product protein tilB. Lineage: Eukaryota; Metazoa; Arthropoda; Insecta; Diptera; Muscidae. Bases 23 to 1282 code for a protein of 419 amino acids. Gene Ontology annotation, molecular function: protein binding. Gene Ontology annotation, biological process: outer dynein arm assembly. The transcript has 6 exons. The record is from RefSeq and is a predicted model, not a curated record. Gene Ontology annotation, cellular component: cytoplasm.